Ipomoea triloba (trilobed morning glory) is the source of this 729-nucleotide messenger RNA. Its product is annotated as 60S ribosomal protein L28-1-like. The coding region runs from base 132 to 563 and encodes 143 amino acids. Gene Ontology annotation, molecular function: structural constituent of ribosome. Gene Ontology annotation, cellular component: cytosolic large ribosomal subunit; ribosome. The transcript is spliced from 4 exons. NCBI's taxonomy places the organism in Eukaryota, Viridiplantae, Streptophyta, Magnoliopsida, Solanales, Convolvulaceae. The record is from RefSeq and is a predicted model, not a curated record. Gene Ontology annotation, biological process: translation.
AAACCUCUAUCGUCUAGGGUUUCAGGUCACGUUAUAUAUCCAAAUGUUCAUCGUUUUCUGUCCACUGUCUCUCGCAAUACCUUCCAGGCCGCCGAGCAAAAUCGUUGUUGUCUCUUCUCCAAUCUCUCGAAAUGGCGACGGUACCGGGGCAGCUGGUGUGGGAGAUCGUGAAGAAAAAUAACUCCUUUUUGGUUAAGGAGUUCGGUGAUGGCACCGCUGGUGUCACGUUCAGCAAAGAGCCCAACAAUCUCUGCAAUCUUCACUCAUACAAGCACUCUGGAUUGGCAAACACGAAAACUGUUACCAUUCAGGGGGGAAAAGAUCAAACUGUGCUGCUUGCUACAACAAAGACCAAAAAGCAGAACAAGCCUGCUAAGUUGCUCAACAAGUCUGUCAUGAAGAAGGAAUUCUGCCGAAUGGCCAAGGCUGUUACCAGCCAGGUUGCAGAUAACUACUAUAGGCCAGACUUGAAGAAGGCUGCCCUUGCAAGAUUGAGCGUAGUAAACAGGAGCCUCAAGGUUGCAAAAUCUGGUGUGAAGAAGAGGAACAGGCAGGCUGUAUGAGCACUGCAGCAUUGAAGUAUCAUCAUCCUUUGACCAUCCAGUCCAGUUUUGGAUUUUGCAUUUUUGUUCUCCUUUUUAACUUUCAGUUGUGGUCAUUGUGGAGAUAAUAUCAUCAUAUUUUGAGUAAUAUUAGACAGUAUAUUUGGAUCUUAUACCAUUCAACCCA